Messenger RNA from Schistocerca nitens (vagrant locust), 4878 nucleotides. RefSeq lists its product as uncharacterized. The coding region runs from base 426 to 1523 and encodes 365 amino acids. The transcript has 5 exons. Gene Ontology annotation, molecular function: DNA-binding transcription factor activity. The record is from RefSeq and is a predicted model, not a curated record. NCBI's taxonomy places the organism in Eukaryota, Metazoa, Arthropoda, Insecta, Orthoptera, Acrididae.
UUGUCCGGUGUUGCUCGCGUGAACGGCGUUCUGAACAUGGUCUCUAACGGAGAUGAGAAAGCUUUCGAACAGAUCCUUCAAGAUAAUCUGAAAGAUUUCGCUUUCGGUAACGACGGCAAAUACUGUGGCUACUGUGAUUCGGGGGAAGAGAUCAAAAGACUAUUGAAUAGUCUUAAGUGCAUAGGGUAUUCAUACUCGGUAAGGAGCAGCCACCAUCGCCAAAAAUUGCAUGAAGCCGCCACCAGUAACCCACGAAUCUUCUUCCAGCAAUUUCAGGGUAACGUCGAAAUCCCAUUUAUGGGAUAUCCGUUUUCGGUGGAAUAUUCCAGCUACCAACAAUGCACCCUGGGCCCCUAAUAUUACAGUAAAAAGGAGACUGUUGUUCCAAGUCACCUGGCUGACCAGCAAAAAAGAGAUUGUUGAUUAUGGAUACGAAAAAGAGCGAUUGCCCUGCCACUUUUUCAAUUAAAUGUGUUAAAGUGUAUCCAGGCUAUUGUGUUCAAUCAGUAGAUGAUCGUGAAAUUAAAAAGAAAGUUGUCCGUAGUUUAAAACAGGCUUUGGAGGCAGCCAAUAAACCUGAAAGUGUUCUUCGCUUUUAUGUGAGGGCGUCACCACCAGACCACCAUACCCACAGCACAGAAAGCAUAAAAGCAAGUGGAGACAUACGUCCCUUGCUAGCUGCGGAAAUAGCAAAAGUUGUUGAAGAUGGAACUACAUCUGUGAGAAUAAUAAAGUUACACCUUGAAAGAUUUGUGAACAUAACCUUCACUGGACCACACAAGCCAGAUAAUAUGAACACUACAUUUUACCCCACACAUCUCACAAUAUAUAGUCAUGUGUACAGGGCCCUUAAGAAAUUGAAGAAAAGUGUGUUUGACCAAGAGGCUUUGCAAAUGCAGAUUAAUGAGUGGCAGAAAGAAUAUAGAGGUGACAAUAUUUUUUUCAGGCCUUUUUCAGAUGUCGAUGGAGAAAUACAGCCAUUGCUGUUUUGUUACGAGAGUGCAUGGCAGAAGGAUAUGUUAAAAAAAUAUGGAGAUGUAUGUUUGCUUGAUGCCACCUACAAAACAACAAAAUAUGACAUUCCUUUAUUUUUUGUUACAUUAAAUGCAAACAGAUGCUGUUUAGUGGUAGGUUUCUUCUUUAUUCAGGUAGAAGAUACAAGGUCAAUUGCUGAAGCGCUACUUGUUUUCAAGAGGUGGAAUACAGACUUCAACGCAACCUACUGGGUUACUGAUUUCUCAGAGUCCGAGAUAGCGGCAAUGAAAGAAAUAUUUCCAUUUUCAAAAGUGUACUUGUGUUCACUUCACAGGGAACAGGCUUGGGGGCGAUGGGUUAAAAAGGGAGGGAAUCUAACUGUAGGAACUGAUAAGGAGUCUGUUCUGGAGCUGCGGCACUAUGUUGCAGCGUCUCCAUCUGAGGAACAGUUCAAACUCCAUGUUGAAAUGUUAGAGACUCAUGAGGUUUUUCGUAGGAACCCCAAGGCACUUAUUUAUUUUAAAAAAUCAAUGGCUCUCAGUUGCUGAAAAGUGGGUGAGAGCUUUCGAGAAUAUUGGCAUAUUUGCCAAUAUUAGAACCACAAACGGUGCUGAAACAAUGAACAAGAAGGUCAUAAAGUCUUUUCUGAACUAUGACACAGACAAAACAUUAACAGGAGUUGUUAAGGUAUUAGUAAAUAGUUUCAUUCCUGGCCUCAUGAAAAAGUAUUGCCAAAUUAAUUGUGUUAUUAGAAAGAACAAUGAAGUUGUACCUGCAUUUUUGCAUGGAAAGACGCAGGAAUUUAUAACACACGUGUGGAAACGAUAUUCUUCUGCAGAAGAAAGCUUCAGUAAAGAGUCAGUGUCAGUAGUAAGUGAGGGUGUUUUUUCUGUGAAAAGCGACACUUCAAAAGAUCUUAGGUAUACUGUAAACUUUGCGGAACCCAGUUGUACAUGUGAAGAUUACCAAAAGCACAAAUAUAUGUGUAAACAUUUUUUCUUUAUUUUCUAUCCCCAGUGGGGUUUUGACAAAGUAAAUGAAAAGUACAGAAAUAGCCCGUUAAUUUGUUUGGAUAGGACAUAUGGGUAUGGUGCAAGUGGCAGCUGUCUUUCACAGACUGAUUCCGCACUGUGUGAAUUAGAGGAGUCCAGCGGUGAUGAUGCUAUGAAUGAAGAGCAUAACAUUCCUGAACCAUCAGCUUCUUCUCCAUCUCUGUUUCGAGAGGCAAGAGAGAGAUGUCGGAAUAUUAUAAGUCUCACAUACAGUUGUGACAAUGACACGAUAAAAAAGUGUUAGAGGCACUUAAAAAUGUGGAACAUAUUGGAAGGUUGUCGAACCCUACAGAAAAUGGCCUUCCUUUAUCAGCGACAUCAUCUUCAAAAAUGUAGGAACACUCAUUUAAAUGGAGGCAGAAUUUGUGAAACACAUAUUUGCCCUUUUGCUUUUCUGGAUGUUCAUAUAGAUUUAAAAAUGAAAUGGAUUGAUCAGAGUAUGGUGAGUUAAGUGUCUACAGCAAUCACUUACAUUGGGAGAUUUUUCAGUUUUACAUUAAAAUAUGUGGUAGUACAGCAAAUUUAAAACUGGAAGAACUUCCCAACCAAAAUGAAAGUCAUGGUUACACAACUUGCCACACCCUCAUAAAUACAUUUUACCAUCAAUAGUUAAAGUAUAUACCCAACUGUGUGCUGAUUGUGCUGCUACUGAUACUUUUUUGUUAAAUGGUAUUGGUAUCAUGAAGCAAGACUGGAAGUACCAAAAAGCUCUUCUUUAUUUCUUAUAACAAUAAUAAUAAUUAUUAUUACACUUUAUUACAAACAUUGUCAUAGUUAUUGGAGAAAUACAUAAUAGGUGGUACCAAUGGUCAUUACUGAAGGUUGAUACAAGAGAAGUAAAACUCUGAAUGGUUCCUAAAAAGCAGAUCUGAUCAAAUUUUACAGAAAGCUACAUGUAAAUAUACAGGAGUAAAAACUGUCACCACUGUUGGCAUGAGAGUUUCCAUAAUACUAUAGCUAAGACUUUGUAUGUAGUGUUUGACAAUUCAGUAUGGUACUUUUCCAGUAAUGGGUAAUGAAAAUGUCAUGGCGCCUGUGCAGAAGUGCCUAUUUCAUAUUAGAGUUAGCGACACAUGUGUGCACCUGUUUAAUGUUAAAAAGUGUUGUUUUUAUAUAUGUUCGAUCAGAAGUUAAACAACAACACUUUUCGUGUAAAACAGAUGCACACGUGUGUAUGUAAUUGUAACAGGAAACAGAUGCAUAUGCACAUGUACCAUGUUCAUUUCCCAUUACUGAAAAAUGACUGACCAUUCUAACUACAUUUUAUUUAGGGUUUAUGUAAAAAUUAGUAAUGUUUACAGGGCUUUCUUGUCUCUUUUGCAACAAGUGAGGGUUUGGCACUCAUUUAUGUUCCACUACAGUUUCCGCACAAAAUAUUCAAACUUACUACUUGCACUGAUUCAGUACAAAAGUCAAUUUCUAAAGCAUAUGACACCAUCGCAUUGUUGCAUCUUUCUGUGCAGGCUCAGGGAUAUAUGUUUCAAUGGUAGGAUUUUUCUGGCAGUCUGGAAUGAGGUUAGAGAGAAAACUAUUGCUAAGACCAUAAAUCCAGUAAUGUUUCAACACCAUUUGUGUGUGUGUGUGUGUGUGUGUGUGUGUGUGUGUGUGUGUGUGUGUGUGUGUGUGUGUGUGGGUGUGGGUGUGUGUGUGUGAGAGAGAGAGAGAGAGAGAGAGAGAGAGAGAGACUACUUCCAAAAGCAGUUGCUCAACCAUUUAGUCUCGUGGAUCACACACACACACACACACACACACACACACACACACACACACACACACACACACACACAAAUUGAUAUUCUUUAAUUAUCCUUCAAGAUGCAGCUGGCUAGUAGUACGCAUCGCAACAUAAAAAUUAAUAUAUUCCCCACAGACAAGAAUUAGAUAUGAACCAACAAAAUUUCAUGCAAGGAUAUUGCCAAAAUUUGUGCCCCGUUAAGUUUUAAUGAUUCCAUAACAACAGAUGAUGUAACAUGUCACCACAAGAAGUAAUGCACUCCCAUUUUCUACAGUUAGAUAACCUGGUUCCUAAGACAGAAGUGUCAAGUGCGUCCUCGUGAAAUAAUGUAAAUAGCUUUUUCCAAAAGGGAAAUGCAUCCUUAAUAGUUUUUACCUUGAACUCUAAGAAACUGGCACCCAACCCAUUAACUGUGGAUGAUGAUUGUUCCAUCUCCUGGAAAUUUGUAGAACUUCAUAAAUUGGCACUCGUACAAUCAACUUAAAAGGAGGGUCGAGGAAAAGAAAAAUCCAACCACUAAACACCACAUCUUUGCAUUGAGUGUCAGGCAAAACAUAGGAAAGUCAUAUUUUGUAUAUAUCAUCUAGCAAAUUAACUUGCAUUGCUUUGUGUCACUGUUCUGCACUGCAUUGGUAUUGGGAUUCAGACUCAGCAGGGAAAAGGUUCACAUCCAUAGGUUCUGUUUGUGCUCAUUAAUCUCAAUCUGUAUUAAAUUUUCUUCACAUUGCAAAUUGUCUGUGAAGUAAAACUUCGUGUGGUCGUGGUGUCACUUGAUUUCUCUAGUGAAGUCAACGGGAAUAAGUAGAUUCUGUAAGCUUAUGUGGAUUUGGUUUAUGUAGCUAAGUGGUACUUAAUAUUUAAAAUUUGAUAAUCUUGUCACUGUUAAAUACAUAAGAAUUUUUUUGUACUUACUACUAUAGACAUAGGAUUUUUGUGUAAAUGAACUCUUAAAAAACUACAAAUGUAUUUGUUUUUGUAAAUAAAGUGGCAUGUCUCACACCAUAAUAAAUUGUCCAGAUGAGCAGUGUAACAUCUGAAAUAUCAGUAUAUAUGUUAUGGAUGUAUACCAUGUUUUUAAUGAAAACUGUAAUCAUAUUGUUUGUCCAAUAAAACCAA